Messenger RNA from Odocoileus virginianus texanus, 2404 nucleotides. It is a transcript of the gene KCNF1, whose product is annotated as potassium voltage-gated channel modifier subfamily F member 1. Gene Ontology annotation, molecular function: voltage-gated potassium channel activity. The record is from RefSeq and is a predicted model, not a curated record. Lineage: Eukaryota; Metazoa; Chordata; Mammalia; Artiodactyla; Cervidae. Gene Ontology annotation, cellular component: membrane; voltage-gated potassium channel complex. Gene Ontology annotation, biological process: protein homooligomerization; potassium ion transmembrane transport.
GCUGCCGCGCGUGCCUUGCAGAAUUUCACCAGAAGAGGGUACAGUCUGAAAAGCUCUUGACGUCAGGCUGGAAUUCCUAUUGUGUUUAGAAACGGCUUGGGCAAAGCAAGCCCAAGUUCUCUCUCCGCACACCUCGGCGGGCGGUGUGGGUCCGGCAGCGACGGGACACGUCUCGCGCGGAGGGCGCACGCGGGGACCCGCGCGCCUGGAGACCCAGGACCCUGCCUGCCGCCCACUAAGGGGGAUCCCACUGCUGCAAGAGGCCGAGCCGAAGCGGCGCAUCGCAGCACCAGGGAGCCGGGGUGAGUGCUCGGGGCGAGGCAGGUGGCCGCGAGAACCUCCCCCCGCCCCCCACCGCCCCGCACCGCCGGCGCGCCUCCAGCGCCCGGAUGCCCACCGGGACCCCCGCCGCCGGGUGCAUGCCUCCCCCGCGGCGCGCCCCAGCCCGCAGCCGCCGGUUGUGACCGCGCUUCCAGGCAGGCGGACGCCGGCCAGUCUUCCCCGGGGUCCGCGUACCGGUGGGACCCGCCGACCCUGCGGCGGCUGCAGGGCGCGGAGCCGAGGCCGCGCGGGCACACGCCAGGAGAAUGGACGGGACCGGGGAGCGCAGCCUCCCGGAGCCGGGCAGCCAGGACUCCCGGGCGGGCGACGACAUCGAGAUCGUGGUCAACGUUGGGGGCGUGCGGCAGGUGCUGUACGGAGACCUCCUGAGCCGGUACCCCGAAACCCGGCUGGCCGAGCUCAUCCACUGCUUGGCCGGGGGCUACGACACCAUCUUCUCCCUGUGCGACGACUACGACCCCGGGAAGCGCGAGUUCUACUUCGACAGGGACCCGGACGCCUUCAAAUGUGUCAUUGAGGUCUACUACUUCGGAGAGGUGCACAUGAAGAAGGGCAUCUGUCCCAUCUGCUUCAAGAGCGAGAUGGACUUCUGGAAAGUGGACCUCAAGUUCCUGGACGACUGCUGCAAGAGCCACCUGAGCGAGAAGCGCGAGGAGCUGGAGGAGAUCGCGCGCCGCGUGCAGCUCAUCCUGGACGACCUGGGCGUGGACACGGCCGAGGGCCGCUGGCGCCGCUGCCAGAAGUGCGUCUGGAAGUUCCUGGAGAAGCCCGAGUCUUCGUGUCCGGCGCGCGUGGUGGCCGUGCUGUCCUUCCUGCUCAUCCUCGUCUCGUCGGUGGUCAUGUGCAUGGGCACCAUCCCAGAGCUGCAGGUCCUGGACGCCGAGGGCAACCGCGUGGAGCACCCGACGCUGGAGAACGUGGAGACGGCGUGCAUCGGCUGGUUCACGCUGGAGUACCUGCUGCGUCUCUUCUCUUCGCCCAACAAGCUGCACUUCGCCCUGUCCUUCAUGAACAUCGUGGAUGUGCUGGCCAUCCUCCCGUUCUACGUGAGCCUCACGCUCACGCACCUGGGCGCCCGCAUGAUGGAGCUGACCAACGUGCAGCAGGCGGUGCAGGCCCUGCGGAUCAUGCGCAUCGCCCGCAUCUUCAAGCUGGCGCGCCACUCCUCCGGGCUGCAGACCCUCACUUACGCCCUCAAGCGCAGCUUCAAGGAACUGGGGCUGCUGCUCAUGUACCUGGCCGUGGGCAUCUUCGUCUUCUCCGCCCUGGGCUACACCAUGGAGCAGAGCCACCCGGAGACCCUGUUUAAGAGCAUCCCCCAGUCCUUCUGGUGGGCCAUCAUCACCAUGACCACGGUGGGCUACGGUGACAUCUACCCCAAGACCACCCUGGGCAAGCUCAAUGCGGCCAUCAGCUUCCUGUGUGGGGUCAUUGCCAUUGCCCUGCCCAUUCAUCCCAUCAUCAACAACUUUGUCAGAUACUACAACAAGCAGCGAGUCCUGGAGACGGCGGCCAGGCACGAGCUGGAGCUGAUGGAGCUCAACUCCGGCACUUCCGGGGAGGGCAAGGCAGGGGGCUCCCGCGGCGACCUGGACCACCUCCCGCCGCCGGAGCCCGCCGGGAAGGAGGGCCCGAGCUGGAGCAGCCGGCUGAAGCUGUCCCACAGCGACACCUUCAUCCCGCUGCUGACCGAGGAGAAGCACCAUAGGACCCGGCUCCAGAGCUGCAAGUGAUGGGGGCCGACCCGGGCACAAACAGGCCGGCCAGUGGAGAGAUGGAUGGACCGGUGUGACGGGACUGUCCAUGACUGCCCGGGAGGGGCUGUCCUUUGUCCCCCCGCCCCAACCCUCUCCUGAACAGAACUCUGGAGGCCCUCUUGGGCACCUCUGAUGAGUCUGGGGUAAGAUUCCCUUUGUGUUGUCCAGGGGCAGGGGAGGGAGACGGACGGGUGUCCAGGAGUCCCUGAUGGUGUGAGGGUGAUGGAGGCCAUGGUCUGGCUGAUGGCAGGAGCCCUCACCCGGUUCUGUAUCUCCUUCAAUAAAGCCUCCGGCUCUCUGCACCC